Colletotrichum godetiae is the source of this 1442-nucleotide messenger RNA. RefSeq names its product major facilitator superfamily domain-containing protein. The record is from RefSeq and is a predicted model, not a curated record. The transcript is spliced from 4 exons. The coding region runs from base 6 to 1442 and encodes 478 amino acids. Gene Ontology annotation, molecular function: transmembrane transporter activity. Gene Ontology annotation, cellular component: plasma membrane. NCBI's taxonomy places the organism in Eukaryota, Fungi, Ascomycota, Sordariomycetes, Glomerellales, Glomerellaceae. Gene Ontology annotation, biological process: transmembrane transport.
CAAACAUGUCAACAUCGACUGAUUCCGUGAUGGAGUCAAGCGUCUUGGGAUGGCCGCUUUCGUGGAGGAUCUGGAUCCUUCUGAACGUCAGCUUCUACAACCUUUUGGGAAACGCCUUUGCGGCGGGUGCCCCUCCGCUGUUUUCGCGCAUCAUCGCAGAGCUUCAUUGCACUUCGGAAGAGGCUUCCCAGCUUUCUACUUACGUGCUCUUGACUCUGGGACUAUCGAACAUCUUCGCCCUCCCUGCGGCAUCCCUCAUCGGCAAACGAUACACGAUUCUCAUAUCUCUUGUCAUGUUUUUUGUCUUCUGCCUUUGGUCAGGGGAAGCAUCUACAUUCAAUGACUUGAGAACAUCAAGAAUUCUUGGCGGGCUCGCUGGCGGGCUUGUCGAGGCCCUGGGACCCAGCUUUGUUGAAGAGGCAUUCCCAAACAAUCAACUAGCAAGCGCAAUGGUUGUAUACGUUGGACUCUUGGCUGCCGGCUCAUCCAUUGGACCAAUUAUCUCAGGAGUUGUCGCAGACGGCACUGGUGACUGGAGAUGGUACUUUCGUAUUCUAUCGGCGCUUAUCUUCGUUACAUUUGUCGGUACAUUGAUCAUGCUCCCGGAAACUCGUGCGGACUCGCCAAAGACGGCCGAGGAAGUCGAGCUCGGUCCUAUUACUGAAGACAAUCCAAAAGGUCUGCCCUUGAGCCCCACCUACGCCGAAGAAAAACAAUGGAGAAUGCGCUCCUUCUCGACGUCGUACAUCGACAUGGACUGGAAAAACGCCGCCUCGAGCCUCUUUCAGCCUCUCCAACUUCUGAGCGCGCCACAGGUUAUUGUUACAACUUUGGUAUUCGGUCUCACCAUUGGCUGGACUGUCUUGGUAUCCAUCUUACUCUCGGUGGUGUACAGCCCCCCGCCACUGCUCUGGGGUGCUCGAGAUGUCGGAUUGCUCAGCGUCGGGCCCUUGAUCGGUCUUUUGGUUGGGCUCCCAGUUGGCGGCGCGUUGGCUGAUUACCUUUUCAACCGAGCCACACGUCGCAACGGUGGGAGGCGAGAUCCGGCUUCAAGAUUGCCAGCUGUAAUUAUUGGAGGUCUUAUCAGCCCAGCUGGAUGUCUGGUCAUUGGAUAUGGCCUUGCAUCACCGGAAAAGUGGGCGCAAGUCAGCGUUGGCUAUGGCAUGUUGGCCACAGGUUUGACAUGCUCGGCCAACGUGCUACUAACGUAUGCUGUGGACACCAUGCCACCUCGAGCCAGCCAUAUCGGAGUUUUGGUGAACUUGAUCAAGAAUUCCGUCGGUUUCGGAGUCUCUUACGCGGCUACAAGCUGGAUGGCACAGGCAGGACCCGUUGCUCAGUUUGGUACCAUGGCGGGAAUCCUCUGGGCGGUAUACUUACUGGUGAUCCCCCUUUACUUUUUCAGUGAUACAGUCAUUCGAAAGACUGCAGCUCUCGCUUAG